GUGGGCUCCUACGGUGGGCGCCUGCGCUACACCCUGACCUACACCCCGGGGGGCCCGGGAGCCCCCCAGCCCGACGCCGACAUCCAGAUCACGGGCAAUGACAUCACGCUGGUGGCCCAUCAGCCCGAGCUGCCCCCGCGGACCCCCCAGGCCUUCGAGAUCAUUUUCCGGGAGCAAUACUGGCAGCGGCCGGACGGGCAGCCGGCGACGCGGGAGCACCUGCUGAUGGCCCUGGCGGACCUGGACGAGAUCCUGAUCCGGGCCACCUACUCCACGAGCACGGCCUCGGCCGGCAUCGCCGACGUGGCCAUGGACACGGCCGUGCCCCCCCAGCCCGGCCUGCCCCCCCGCCCCCGAGGUGGAGGAGUGUCGCUGCCCCCCCGGCUACCACGGGCUGUCCUGCCAG
Molecule: messenger RNA, 406 nt
Organism: Neopelma chrysocephalum (saffron-crested tyrant-manakin)
Lineage: Eukaryota; Metazoa; Chordata; Aves; Passeriformes; Pipridae
Product: basement membrane-specific heparan sulfate proteoglycan core protein-like
Exons: 3
Source: RefSeq, a predicted model, not a curated record